Juglans regia (Persian walnut) is the source of this 2615-nucleotide messenger RNA. RefSeq names its product anaphase-promoting complex subunit 5. Gene Ontology annotation, biological process: protein K11-linked ubiquitination; anaphase-promoting complex-dependent catabolic process; positive regulation of mitotic metaphase/anaphase transition. NCBI's taxonomy places the organism in Eukaryota, Viridiplantae, Streptophyta, Magnoliopsida, Fagales, Juglandaceae. The coding region runs from base 684 to 2615 and encodes 643 amino acids. The transcript has 14 exons. The record is from RefSeq and is a predicted model, not a curated record. Gene Ontology annotation, cellular component: anaphase-promoting complex.
UUUGGAGCCGGCAACUCAUUGCGCAGCAACGCUGGGUCUGCUCCUCCGAAGCUCUGCCCGACCCGGUACCCUCUUCUUUUUUCCGCUCGGAGUAUUUCCGUAUUGCAAGUCCUACAACGCCGCCAGUCACAGUCGAGGCACGCCGUCCGCCUAGUUUAUCUGAAUCUCUCUCUCCUCGCGCAUUCUUUCUCUCAACCCCUUCUCCCUCCACUUCAAAUUCCGUUGAGCUGGUUUCUGGAUUUCCCCAAAUUAUGCAAUUGCAGAAUUGUAGAUUUUGGGCCAUCUGUGCAAAACUGCGUGCUUGAUGUUCUUCUACUGACGUUUGGGUUUUCUGGAAGUUUUUGUGCAUAAUCAAAAUAAAUAGAGAGUAGGGACCAUAUUCUGCAUUCUAUUGUUUAAACUUGUUCAUGAGUCAGCUUUGUCAAGGUGCAAUGUGCAUCUUUCGCCGGGGUUCGACGAAGCUUUGAUGAUUUUGGCUGAGAUGAAGCUGUGGCAGUAUAAUCAUUUGUGCUCUGUCUUAUGUAUUUGCAUAGGCUGAUAACAGUUUCUGCAAGAAAUAGAAAUUGACUUUGAUGGCUGAACUAUGAACUGGGAAGUAGAUAUCCAUAUAUCAUCCUCAUGAAAAUAAAAGACUAGAGCUUUUUACCCGAAGAGCUUUUUACGCGAGGCGAGGGAUUCUUGUAAUGGCCGGGAUUGUGAAACCGCCAGGCGCGUUCGCAAUUACCCCGCACAAAGUCUCCGUAUGCAUACUUCUUCAGAUCUAUGCUCCGUCCGUGCAAAUCUCGUUGCCGUUCCCUUUCUCCUCCGUCGCUCAGCACAACCGCCUCGGACUGUUCCUCUUGGCUCUCACUAAGUCGUGUGACGAUAUUUUGGAGCCGAAACUGGAUGAACUCAUUAGACAUUUGAGGGAAGUUUGCGGCUUGUCACAUGAUUGGUUUAUUGAUCAUUUAACAAGCAGGUUAUCGUCCAUAUCGUCACCGGAUGAUUUGUUUAACUUCUUUACUGAUAUGCGAGGUAUCCUUGGGGGCCCUGAAUCUGGCGUUAUGGAAGAUGACCAGGUUAUUUUGGACCCUAGUAGCAACCUGGGGAUGUUUCUCCGUCGUUGUAUACUUGCCUUCAAUCUGCUAUCGUUUGAGGGUGUGUGCCAUCUACUGACAAAUAUAGGGCAUUACUGUAAAGAAGCCCUCUCAAGUUGUCCUUCUUAUGAGGCAACAUGUUUAGAAGAUUCCAAUAGCAAUUUGGAGGCGCUUUUAGAAUAUGAAAACAUGGACCUUGAGAAUUUGGUCUUCGAAAAAGUCACGGAAGAAAUUGAAGCGAGAAAAAGUGCCAGUGAAACAGUUCCGUUUCAUCUUCAUGCACCAAAAGCACUUUUUGGUUUGGUUGAAGAUAUUGAGGUUCUUGUUGAUGUGAAACCCAAACAAGGGGACAAAGAUAGAGAGGCUUCUCCAUAUGUGCGUCCUCCAAACGAUACAUUACGAGAUUUUGAGCCCAAUUGUGGGAUAUUCCUAAGAUCAAACUGGCAGAUACAAGGAUUCUUACAAGAGCAGGCUGAUGCAAUUGAAAAGAAUGGAAGCUCUGUCUCUUUAAAUGCUUUUGAACUUGUUUUAAGUCGGCUUCAUAAAUUGGCACCUGAGCUGCAUCGUGUCCAUUUUUUGCGUUACUUGAAUAGUCUUUGUCAUGAUGAUUAUUUUGCUGCUUUGGAGAAUCUUCAUCGCUAUUUUGAUUACAGUGCAGGGACAGAAGGAAUUGAUAUCGUUCCUCCUGCAUCUGGUUGCAAUAAUUUUGGACGAUAUGAAAUUGCUUUAUUAUUUCUAGGGAUGAUGCAUUUCCGGUUUGGGCAUCCAAAGCAAGCUUUGGAGGUUUUGACUGAAGCAGUUUGUGUUUCUCAACAGCAAAGCAAUGAUACUUGCCUUGCAUUCACUUUAGCAGCUGUCUGCAACAUGUUGUCUGAAAUUGGUGUCUCAAGUACAGCUGGGAUACUUGGAUCAUCAUUCUCACCUUUGACCAGUAUUGGUAUUUCACUCUCUGUCCAGCAACAAUUGUUUGUCCUUCUCAGAGGGUCUCUGAAGAGAGCAGAAAGUCUAAAGUUGAAACGCUUGGUGACUUCUAAUCAUCUUGCAAAGGCUAAAUUUGAUUUGACGCAUGUGCAAAGACCUCUACUAUCAUUUGGUCCCAAAGCUUCCAUGAAGCUCAAAACAUGCCCAAUCAAUGUUUGCAAGGAGUUGAGGUUAAGCUCUCAUUUGAUUAGUGAAUUUAGCUCAGAAAGUUCUACAAUGACAACGGAUGGUGCUUUUAGUUCUGUCUGGCUUAAAAAUUUACAAAAUCCAUUGGGUUCAGUUGUAUUGUCGCAAGAGAAUGGAUCUGGAAGCAAUACCAAUGCUUUCCAGUUUUAUGCACAGCCAAGUUCCAUUCCUGGAUCGGUACUGCAAUUAAUAGGUUCUUCAUACUUACUCCGAGCCACUGCAUGGGAGAUGUAUGGCAGUGCUCCUCUUGCUCGAAUAAAUGCGCUGAUUUAUGCAACUUGCUUUACUGAUGCUUUGAGUUCAUCUGAUGCUGCUCUAGCAUAUGUGAAGCUUAUCCAACAUUUAGCAGUUUUUAGAGGAUACAAAGGUUAG